This is a messenger RNA of Drosophila albomicans, 6408 nucleotides long. RefSeq lists its product as uncharacterized. Bases 565 to 6126 code for a protein of 1853 amino acids. Gene Ontology annotation, biological process: actin cytoskeleton organization. Lineage: Eukaryota; Metazoa; Arthropoda; Insecta; Diptera; Drosophilidae. Gene Ontology annotation, molecular function: protein kinase A regulatory subunit binding. The transcript has 6 exons. The record is from RefSeq and is a predicted model, not a curated record. Gene Ontology annotation, cellular component: cytoskeleton.
GUUAAGUAGUUUUUGUUGACCGGCAAACGAGCAUGACGUGCUAGCGGAUCGACGGUGGCGCUUUGUCUGGUGUAUUGUUGUUUUACGUUGUACGUUCGUCUAUGUGCGCACCUUUUUGAAUGAGCGGCAAACACGCGUAACGGCCAUAAAAAUAGCGGUGGCUGAGCAAAAGAGAAACAGAAGAGCAAUAAAAUCGUAAUUAUUACCAAAUCGUGUGCGGCGUGUAAAAUGCUGCCGCAUAAACCAGUUCAAAAGAGUGCAUAAAUAAAAGCCGGUGGUUCGUUUGUUCAUUCGUUCGUUCGGUUUACAUUCAAUUAAGCAGCCCAACUAGUUUUCUGUGCGUGUGUGUGUAUGUGUGAGUGCUUAAACGGCUAAAAGCAAAGGAAUUUAUGUUGGCGCAGCAUCGUCACUAAAACAGACAACAAUAGGCGACGACGAAGGAUUCAAAACUGCAGAAGUUGUUUGACCAGUUUUCGUUGUUGCUUUUGUUGUUGUAGUUGAUCACCUUUGCUUCAAUGUGGAGCUGGAGCUGGAGCAGGUAGCAAGGCAGAGCAGAGCGUUGAGAUGCCCUUCGUACAGCGCGUGGUGCAGCCCGUGAAUGUGGCACAAGCCACAGCCGCCAGCUUGGGGCAAGCGGCAACGCGCUUCCAAUGCUCGCCGGGCAAAUGCACGAAUAACAAUUGCAUCAAUAAGCAAACCAACAACGAUGUUGUUGCCAAUAAUGAUGAGACGGAUGCCAGUAUGACCAGAGCUUUGGUACACAAUGUGACCAAUUGCGAUGCGGAUGAUGAACCGCGUCCGCCGGCUGCGCUGCCCAUGAAGAAACUUAAGCAACAUGUCGAGUUUUUGCCCUCCACCUCAUCCGCCGCCUCUGUCUCCGCAUCGACGUCGCCAACACGCACCUCACAAUCGCUGCCCAAUUCACGGCAUGCGAGUCAACAGCGUGCUGGUAAAUUGAAUGGGCACAGCAGCCUUAGUGCACCGCAUUCCCCAACAGCAUCUGGAGCAACAACUCGCGUUAUUUCGGGCUACGAAUUCGAUUCGAUUAGCAACAUUACGCUAAGCAAUGCUUUGAGGCAACUGGCCAGUUUGGUGCUCAUCGCCAGCGACAUUUUCGAUGAUCUGCAGCGUGAUCUGCAGUCGGUGGGCGAGCGGGCGGGGCGAGUGCAGCGCAAGAUUUUGGCGGUGGAGCGACGCGUUUGUGCCUACGAUCCGAAAAUGGUCACAGUUCCUGAAAGCGACCUGCUCACCUUUGCACAACGCAAGCAGCACUUUGAUUCGGACAAGUCAUUCCAGCAGGAGCUCUUCACCCAGGACUCGCGACCCCACAGCGUCCGACAACUGUACAAGGAUGCGGGCAAACAGUUGCUGCUCAUGCCCAUGGCACCAACUACGCCUCUGCGUUCCGUUUCCUUUAACGGGGAUGUCGGAGUUGUCAAUGGCGAUGAUGUCCUGGAUGGUUCCGGUGAAGCGGAGGAGCAAUUGUUGUGCUCGGAUCUGGACUUUGGGAAUGCGAAUCGUAAGCUGCGCACGCGCAUCGAUGCUGAAAUCGAAAUACGUUUGCCCGCUGCCAUCGAGGAUUUGCGGAAAUGGACAUCCAGCGAGGCUCUGGGUGAUGUCACGGUUACGCCCGAUUGCAUGCACCAUGUGGACACAUCGAUCUGCACAUCGCUGGUCAUUGGCGACAAUGGCAUCCUGACGCCCGCUCUUUCUCCGUCCGUUCUCUCCGCCGACGCCCUCGACGCCCAAUAUGCGAUUAACAUUAGCCAAGCGGCGGACAGCAGUUCGCAUCAUCAUCACCAUCAUCAUAAUCAUCAUCAUCAGCAGCAGUUGCUGUUGCCGAACGAUAUCAAUAAAGAUGUGCCUUUGAAUCAUCGACUGCCUUCACCCGAGGAACAAACCAAAAUAAUUGCCUUAAAAUACCCCGCCGAAGUGAUCUCGGUCAACACAUCCGGCAAGCAUUUCCAACGCAUGUGCGCAGCCCGCAAAUCCACCACUGGCUGCUAUGCGGGCGGAGCUGGCUCCACUGCCAAUGGAGCUGUCUCCACUCCCAGCACCAGCGGCGGCAGCCCGGAGGAUAAUCAAAGCGAGGCCAACAAUCUCGAUGACAACGUUCAGACAGUCAGCAGGCGAUCGAGGUCGAGAAAGGUGCGGGGCAAGCGUCGGAAUACGAUAGCGGGCAUUGAUCAAAAGGAGAUACAAGACGCUGCUAAUGGCAAUGCAACAAAGCAGACGCCUUCAGCUGCCACAUCGCCAGCGCCUGUUGCAACAACAAGCGCUGUGGAUGCCACACGGAAAUCGAAGAAAUUCGGACGCAGCAAGUCGAGCGAUCUCUUAAAAAAGGAAUCUGUUGCCUUGCCCUACGACAAAGGAAAGAACACGCUGACACGCCUCAAUUCGCUGAAGCAAUGGGGCCGGAAUCGUUUCAAGUUUAUGCAACGCAAUGGCAACGACGCCGAGUCGAGUCAGUUGGACACCAGCGGAUGCAGUUCGCAGCACAGCAGCAGCAUAGAGAAGUCCGAUUUGCAGAGCAGCCACAGCAGCAAGAGCAACCAUUGCUCCUUGCCAGCGCCUGGCAGCGCCGUCAGCGGAGCUCAAGGCAAAUCCAAGACGCGCGACAUUGAUGAUGAGUGCGUGGUGCACGAUCUGAUUGCCCAGAAGAGUGAAUCACGGUUUUCGCACGAACGAAAACCCUCGUAUUCCUCAUCCGAGAAGAGCAUGAGCGUCUCCAGCAGCGGCCAGCUGCGUGGCAAGCUGCAACUCUCCUCGCUCACAGCGGCCGCACAGGUGAAGAUGCGUGAAACGGCAACGUUGAAUCGUCAGCGACGCAAUUUGCAUCGCUUGGAUGCCGCAGGCAAAGAGGAACAACCGCAUUCCUCCAGCGGCAAUUGGAGUGCCAGCUCGGAAUCGGGACGUGCUUCGAUUGGCAGCGAGAUCACCAUGCAACCCAAGUCGAGUGCUUCGAACACCUCGCUGAAUGUGUCCAGCUUCCAGCCAUGCAGCAGCAGCGGACCGCCUUCCUCCAUGUUGAGCAGGAGACGCUUCCUCAACACCUCCGCCUCGAGCAGUGUGACAAGCGAAGGAACCGCCACACCCGAGUUGCAAGCGGAUGCCGGCGCUUAUCCUAAUCAUCUCGAUGAUGAGACGAGCUCAGCGUAUAGCUGCGACACCGAAGGUUACUACACUUCGUUCCACAUGGACAGCGGACUGCGAACCCUCAAAGAGGAGGAGCCACCGAUGACGCCACUGCAGCAGAGUCUGCACACCAGCAGCUAUUCCUUUGGCAGUCAAUCGAAUCAAACGGUGUUGAAUGCGGAGAACGAAUACGAACUCUAUGGACGUGGUUCUACCUCGACCACAACGAGCUCGGCGGGCACAGUUUGUACUACGCUGAUGCUGAAUGCGGUGAACUGCGUCACAGGACCGGACGUGCCGGAGCGAAGCAGUUCGCUGGGUAAGCACAGCCAGAGUCAGAGCAAUAGUGCGAGCAGCAGCACGCUGGAGCGCAGCUACAGCAGCAGCACAAUCGGCAGCACCUUGGAGCGUACGGGAACGAUUAAGAGGAACUUGAAGUUGUCCAACGGCGGCGAGGAAUCGUUGCAGCAGCAACAGCAGCAGGAUGAACAACGUUCAGCCUUGCCUUUGCCCCAAGACUUGGAGUACUCGGAGUGCUCGGAUCUUGAGGGUGUGGAACGCAUCGAGCGCAUCAAGCAAAAGACCACAAUCAAUGCCAAGCGCAUUCCCUCGAUGUGCAUCAUUACACCAACAACGAGCGACGAUGAUGAACAUCAAUCGCAGACAUCGGAAACGGAAGCGGAACGGACGUUAACCAACCUACAAGUGGAUGUGGAUUCAGAGUGUGAAACCCCGCUAAGUGCAGCCGAGCUAACGCCCACAAACAGCAGCACUAGCAAAGACCACAACCUCAACGAACUUAAGCAGACACCGACAAAAGCUUUGGGCAGCAUGUUUGAAAAGCUGCGCGUUGUGCUGCCGCUAGGAAAAAGCUCGUCGCCUGUUAAACCCGCUGCAGCGAGUGCUGUGGACGAUGAUAAGCUCUACGACUUGGCUGGCGAAUACGUGACCAUAGCAGACAUUAGCAACAACAAUAACAAUAAUAAUAACAGCAAGAAUUUGCGGUACAAUAAGCGAGGUGGCGCCAAAGGGCAAGCAGCGGCUAGUAGCGGCAACAUGGCCAUUUAUUAUUCCAAUGACAUAAUUCGACGGGGGUUAAAGCAACCCUUGUGCUCCGAGUAUGUGUCGCUCAACGAGCUGCCACAGCAUUUGCAACGUCCACAGCCGAAGCAGCCACAAGCCGAGGCAUGCGCAGAACAAGAGCAGCUGCUGUCUGCCACACAACAACAACAGCAGCAGAGACAGCAGCAGCCGACUGAGAGUUGCAACAGUGUGCCCAUGUACGCAGAGAUCAGCGAAUUGCGAGAGGAGAAAUCACUGCUCGGGCAGCGUCGGGUGCGCACGAAUGCCGAGGGACGCAUCAUCUACGAUUCGGACAGUUUGAAGCGACGCAAGGGAGCACACACCACCUUUGCACCUGGGCCGUAUGUGAAGGAAACCGAAAGUGCCCUACAACACAGCAGCAGCGGCAGCGGCAGUGCAACACGAGAGCUUGCCACGGGCGAAAGUGCAACCAGCAACGCCGCAAAAAGCGCCAAAUUAUUAUUGUUAAACAGCGGGCAAUCAGCCAAUCGUAAAGUGGCCAAUGUGCGUCCCAUAGUUUCCAAAUCGCCGCUUAGCAAAACGCCCCCGACAAUGGCAACGUAUCAACAGCAACAACAGCAGUCGGUGAACAACUAUCAGGAACAAAAGCAGUUGCUGGCCAACAACACGAAUCCUUUCUACGAGACUAUUUCGGGAGGAAGCAGCAACAACAUGAUGAUGGCAUCGCCCUCAAGCAAAUCGAAUUCAUCCACGGGCAGCACGGCAACCAACAGCUCAUCCUCGACAGCGACCACAGCAUCGGCGAAUUCAGCGGAAGAAGGGUAUCAACGUUUCUCUAAUAUCUAUGAGCAAGUGCUGCCAAGUGCAACGUUGAAGAACGCACCGCUCCCCACAGCAGAUGCCACGCCCUUCUCGCGCAAUGCCCCCGUCUACUGGACACUGCAGAAUCGUCGCAGCAGCCAAGCGAAGGCAGCAGCCGCAGGAGCAUUGCCCGGCGGCAAUGUGACCACGUGCCGUGAUGAUCUCUAUGCCACGCCCAUACGACGAGCGGAUCGCUUGGCCCGUGCAGCCGCCUCCAAUGGCGAUGCAGGCGGUCGCAGCAACAUAUCGCCCAUUGUGCCAAGGAAUGGCAACGGCAGCUUCCUCACCUCAACGCCCACACGCGACUCCAAUGCCUCGGAGAAUGUGCCUCCGAUGAAGCAGCCAGCACGCAACUGGAGCCAGGAUGAUGCUCCUGAGCGUUUGGGCACUUGUGCCGAUCGCAUUGGUCAGAGCAAGACGACGCUGAUGGACUUUAAGAAGCUGUUGCUGGCCAAAUCGGCCAAGACGAGUCCCGUGCAGCGCAAAGUCUCAGCCGUGGAGCUGCUGAAGAAGGCGCCAGCUGGCAGCAACAAUGCGCCGGCGGCGUUGAGCCAAAAGCCAAGCCAAACAUCGACGCCUGGUGCGUCGAAGCCAACAGCGUUGAACUCCAGUUUGAAGCUGCUCGAUCUGAGCGGUUCGCCAAAGACGUUUGCCAAUCGCCGAAUGCUGCGCCAGGGACAAUUCGGUUCACCCUCAAAGACUUUUGCCCCCAAGAUUCGAAGCAACAGCGCCGCAGCCGUUGCCUCCGUUGUGCCACGCACAGACAUCAUGUCCAGCACCAUACUGGAGGCCAACAGCGAGGAGGAUCACUCCAACAACAGUGGCGGAUCACGUGCCAGCCUCGAGGCAGCGAAUGAAACUGCUGCUCGCACCGUGGCCAGCACAACAAGUCCCAGUUCGGUGGCUGUUUCCAGUUUCGAUUUGAAGCGCAAUUUCUUUCUGCAAACGGAGGAGAACAAUUUCAUGCGCGGCGAGCUGAAGCCGAGCUUUGGCAGGACUAAUGGAGCAGCUGGCAAUGUGGAGAGCAACAACAAGUUUGUGAACGCAGCGAGUGCAUCGUUGCCGGCCUUCGAGACGGCGCUGUAAGAGAAUCGAGCGGGUCAAACCCGUCGAGAGAGUUGGAGAGAUGGUCAUCAAUAUACAUUAAACAAAAAAAUACAUAUGCAUACAUACAUAAUGAUACCACUUACUAUAACUAUAGAUCUAUUCCAUAAGCAAACGUAACGAUAACGAGUUAAGCAAUCCCCCCAAACAAAUUCGUAACCGAAUUCGAGACUUCAAAACCCACACAAAAAACAAAAAAAAAAACGACGCUGAAAAAACGCAUUUACUUAUAGAUAUGAAUAUAAAUGAAUUGAAUGCCAAGUC